This is a messenger RNA of Cheilinus undulatus (humphead wrasse), 3028 nucleotides long. It is a transcript of the gene clic5a, whose product is annotated as chloride intracellular channel 5a. The coding region runs from base 144 to 890 and encodes 248 amino acids. NCBI's taxonomy places the organism in Eukaryota, Metazoa, Chordata, Actinopteri, Labriformes, Labridae. The record is from RefSeq and is a predicted model, not a curated record. The transcript is spliced from 6 exons.
UUUCGUCCUCAGCUGACACUCUAACACAGCUGCUAUGGGACCAAGAAGCCUUCAACACAUGGACUAGAAAACUAAAGUGUGACGGUUACUUAUACAUUUUUUGAUACAAAACAUACAGAAAGAGAGUUUUUUUUUCCUUGACCAUGACAGACUCUGCAGCUGAUGAAGACAAGGACCCUGAUAUUGAGCUGUUUGUCAAGGCUGGAAUCGACGGGGAGAGCAUUGGAAACUGCCCCUUCUCACAGCGACUUUUCAUGAUCCUGUGGCUCAAAGGUGUAGUCUUCAAUGUUACCACGGUUGACCUAAAGAGGAAACCAGCUGACCUUCACAACCUGGCUCCAGGGACCCAUCCACCCUUCCUUACCUUCCAGGGAGAGGUUCUCACCGAUGUCAACAAAAUAGAGGAGUAUCUGGAGGAGAGGCUGGCUCCACCAAAAUAUCCCAGACUAGCUGCAAAGAACCGUGAAUCCAACACAGCUGGAAACGACAUAUUUGCCAAGUUCUCGGCCUACGUUAAAAACACAAAGCCAGAUCAAAAUCGAGCACUAGAAAAGAAUCUAGACAAGGCCCUGGCAAAGCUGAAUGACUACCUAAAUAGUCCACUACCUGAUGAUGUUCAGUCUGGACGCCACAGUGGCGAUGGACUGUCCGAUCGCAAAUACUUGGAUGGGGAUGAACUGACGCUGGCUGACUGUAAUCUUUUGCCGAAGCUUCAUGUCAUGAAGGUGGUUGCAAAGAAAUACCGAAACUAUGACAUCCCGUCUGAAUUCAGUGGGAUAUGGCGUUAUCUUGGCAACGCCUACAGCCGAGAUGAGUUCACAAACACGUGUGCGGCCGACAUGGAAAUUGAAGAAGCCUAUAAGCCUGUAGCCAAGAGGUUGGGAAAAUAAAUGCAUCACAAUGGUCGCUAUUGCUUGUCCCUCUCUCUUUGAAAAAUUGUUAAUUAUCAAUCACACCUUUUUUAAACUAAGUAACAUAGAUUUUAACAUGCUAAAUAUUUUGAAACAUAUCAAACAUAAUGCCUUAAAGAAAGGACAAGUUUUAAUUAAUAAAGAGUUGUAGGCUAAUUUUAUUUAAGGUUCUGUGUAGCAAUUUAAGCUAAUAAAAAAUGGCCAUAAGGAUGGGACAGACUGAAAUAAAUUGGUUUGUGAUUAUACUAUUGUUAUCUUUUAGAAAUGAUCAUCUGAUGUACCCUGUAUUUGAUUAUCAGUUAUUAAAUCAUAGCUUAGCAAAAACUGGGUAUGCUAUUUUGCACCUAAAAGCUUGCAGAGUGGUGUUUUUCUCAUCUGUCCCAAACCAUUAACACUGGAAGAAUAUUUUGACGAUAACUGGUUUAAACUGUGUUUUUUAACUUAAAUGUAAGCUGCAUUCAUUAGUAGCUAUGUCUUGCUAACUCAUGAAAAAAACCAAAGCUUGUUUUAAUCACCGUGGAACACACUGGCAAUGAACUACUUUAGCAUGGUUCAUGCUAGCACCUAAAGUACGAUGCUGGUGACUCAUUUCAGAUCUUGAUUUUCACAAGUUCACACUCCAGCAACUACAACAAAUGUUACCCUAAUGAGAGUAUGCCAAAAUAUAAGUUAGUACUCAACUUUUUCUCACAAUGUUAUGAGUUAAAAGUAUUGUUGGUAACUUGUUAAAGGACAGGACAUAAGCUAAACUGCCAUAGAGGGUUGUACUACGAUGAAAAAGCAGCCUGAUAUCACAUUUCUUGAUGAUACUGCUAACACUUGGAAACACAAGCUAAUGUAGCAUGCAGGAAAACUCAAAUCAUAUCCUUCCUGAUUCACUUAACUUUCACUUUUACAGUACUCUGGUUAAGGAAAAGUAAACUGAAAGCCUAAAAGUUAGCAAGAAAAAGUGUUUUUCAGGAGCUAAUGGAGCUAGCUUAAAAAGAGAGCUAGCAACUAGCUAAAUAACUCCCAUUUGAGCUGGUUUUACUUUAUGGUACAAAAAAAAAUCUGCUUUUGUAAUAUAUAUUAAAGGUACAUUGUUUUAAGAAUACUCAAAUAUUUCAGUACACUAUACUAGCAUGUGUUUUGCAAACAGUGACUGUAAAUGUGAAAAUACUGCGAUCUAUGUUUGACUGAAUUAACAGAAUUAAAUUGAGAAAGUUUUUCAACACAGCUAAACCACCAUGGAGGGUUGUACUACAAUGAAAUAGCAGCCUGACAUCAUGUUGUCCUGAUCCUACAUCUAACACUGGGACAAACUAGCGAAUGUAGCAUGCUGGACUACUCGUACAGUGUGUCUCAAAUUACAGGUAGUACACUGUAUUACAGUACACAAAGACAGGACUGAGAACUUCAUCAAGAGUUAUUAUCAGAAGUCGUGCACUGUGACUGCUGUUUUGCACUAACAGGAAGUGACAACUGUUUAACUGUUCUUCUACUUCUCUUUAAGCGGCAUUGACGUUUGGCAAUUAUAAUCAAAAUUUGAUGGCAUUUUCACUCACUAUUAGAUUCAUGUCACUAAUUAACAUUAUUCCCUCAAACAAAAUAAACUUCUUUUCCCUUAAAUGCCUUUUCUUAAAUAAAAUCUGCUGCCACAGCUGAUAACACGUUAGCUAGCUAGUGAAUGCUAAUGUUAGCUUGCGCGCUAGCAUGCUAACAGUAAGACUUUCACAGAGCUCCUGUUUCAACUGAAAGCCUAAAAGUUAGCAAGACAAAAGUUUUUUAGGAGCUAACAGAGCUAGCUUAAACAGAAAGUACUCAAGAGGGGCCUUGCUGCCUUUCAUUUCUGAUGACCACUCUCAUAGACUAUUCAUCUGACACACCAUAUAUCUAUUAUAUACCAUAUUUUUUUACAUUACAAAUGAAAAAACAUUUCAUGAACAAAAUAGAAUAAAUAUGUAAUCAGAUAAGCCAAUUAAGCUAAGUUUGCUUUAGCAAUGGAGCUUUAGUAAGCAUAGCUAAAGCUAACACAGCUACAUAGCUAACAUAACUGCUUUGUGAGCUUACAUAGAUUCUUUGAGAGCUUAGCUUUAGCUAAGUUAGCUACAUAGCUCUGUUAGAUAAGUAGCUUUGUU